AUCAUACACCAUCGUCCUUGAGCUGCAAUGGCGCCGCCUUGAGCUUGCAUCCUUCCGGUGUCGUGGCAAGUAUAUGUACAUAUAAUUUUAAGCAAAUAGUUGACCCGAAUGGAUUCAGCCAGAAAACUCUAACCGAGGAAUACAUUAUCAUGUAUUGGGCUGAAUUUAAGAAAUCUACUAACUGUGAGGCUUAUGAUCAAGACGAGUGCAAGAAGGCCUUUAUUAGCAAGUGUAAACUUAGAUACGAGGAUUUCAUCAGCUACUAUAAAAAGAAGACGAAGAAACCUUCUUUUUACACAGAUGCCCAAUGGGCGAAUUACCAAAAAGGCUGGAAUUUACCCGAGAGCAUUGAAGCUUCCGAGAGGUGCUCGGAAAAUCGUAAACAAGGGCUUGAGACUGUGCCCGGCACACAUAGUAAUGGACGUAAAUCAUUUGCGGAGACAACAGAAAUGGCCAAAGAAAAUAAUGGAAAACUUCCUCAAUUUAUGGAAUUCUUUCUAAAGACCCACAAGCUAAGGAACGGUGGUGAUUCACAAGGCCACUUGUGUUCGCAACGUGCUCAACAAAUUGUAGAUGACGUUAUGGCACGGGCUGAAGAACUACAAGCUGAAGGAAUAAAGAACUCGGAUUAUGAAGCCAUCUUCUUGGAGCUUUUUGGGAAGGUGAAGAAGAGAAAACAAAUUUCUAGCUCAGGGCAAGCAACAAGCAUAUCCUUCCCAUUGGCCACUUACUCAUCUGUGGGUCUACCUCCGUCAAUGCUAGCUGGAUCGAUGAAAUAGUCGAGCAACGAGUUAAAGAACACAGCGAUCAAAUGCAGCUGCAACUUGAAAAAGUGCAAGCCGAUUCAGAUCGGAAAAUUGCAUUGGUGCGUGAGGAAGCGGCCAAGAGGGAGCAACAAAUGCGAGAGGAAGCGGCUAGGAGGGAGCAACAGAUGGAAGAUCGAAUGAUGCUCCUUUCUAGUGAAAAAUGGGACAAAUGAAAAAUGUGUAGUUUAGUGUUACUUUGUAAGACAAUCUUAUCUUUAUAUAUUUUUGUUAAACAAUCUAUCUUUUAUAUGUUAUUUAAGGUUGGUUUA
Messenger RNA from Salvia splendens (bonfire salvia), 1075 nucleotides. RefSeq lists its product as uncharacterized. The coding region runs from base 150 to 779 and encodes 209 amino acids. The transcript is spliced from 4 exons. The record is from RefSeq and is a predicted model, not a curated record. NCBI's taxonomy places the organism in Eukaryota, Viridiplantae, Streptophyta, Magnoliopsida, Lamiales, Lamiaceae.